Protopolystoma xenopodis is the source of this 768-nucleotide messenger RNA. Lineage: Eukaryota; Metazoa; Platyhelminthes; Monogenea; Polystomatidea; Polystomatidae. The record is from the annotation of a GenBank genome assembly.
AUGCAUCAUUCUCGGAGAGAUGCUAACCGUUUAACUGUCGAUCCAGAAACAAUCGCUAUAACGCCCAGAAUGCACGACCAUAGCAAAAUUGGUUAUCUCGCUUCAAGUUAUUCCUUCCUCCUCUUUCUUCCCGCUUCACUUUAUCAUUUUUCUUCCUCUUCGCUCUAUUUCUUCUCUAUCCAUUCUUCUCUUUCCCCUCUAAUUGCUCUUCACUCCUCUCUGCUCUCUCUCCUCUCCUCUUUCCACUCUCUCCCCUCUCUCUUCUCUUAUCUCUUCACUCUCCGCUAUCCUAUCUCUCUCCUCCCCUACAUCGUGUUCCCUUCUUUGCCAAGUCAAUAUAUCUUCAAAGUUGCCCAAACCCGUUGUUAUCUCGCCAGUCAACCCUCCACUUUUAUCUCCCCCGAGGGGCAGUCAUUUAGGGGCAGAUUACACGAUUAUGACGUGCCAUGGCCCCAUGCUGAGGGGGCGCCAAGACUGGGAGCGAACGCUACAGAAGAUGGUAAAGAAUCGAGUGGAUGUUGGAGAGCAGGCUGUCUGGCUGAGCUAAAUGAGCCUUAUUUUCCCACGCGCGUGGGAAUCUACCGUGUGAUUAUAGAGGUCUGGGUGUGCAGUCCGCAACUAGAAAGUGGUGAAUGUUCCCAUGACUGUUUGCACAUGUGCGAGAGGCCUGCUGUCACGUCGCCAGCGGGAUGGUCCCAUCCGCCUAAUCAGUUGACCCGUCCCACCCUGGUCCAUCAGGUGCCCUGGCAUGAGGGCCUCAGUCCUUAA